AUGACCAACAUCUCCGACCUGAUAGGCGGGAUCAGGGGUCCCUUACAGGUUAGGAUACUACGGAAGUGGAAACAUGAUGUCCGACACUAUGAAACCUGGUACCUAGGUGUCAACAAAUUUGGCGAUGCCAUACAGAUUCUUGGCCAACGAACCAACCAGAGUUAUAUUGAAUCUGUACUAAACGUCCUGGAAUGUUACACAAUAUCAGAUUACAGUUGCCCGAAGCUAGACAAAUAUCAAAAAUUCCUUGAAAACGACUUCUACAUUGACAUUGGACUGAUGUAUGUAAUUCAACACAUUCCAGACACAAUAGCUAUACCCAAAACUUGGUUCCGUUUCCUCACCAAAACAAAUCUUAUUGAACUCGAAGAAACACCACCUUACUACCCAGACUACAUCGGUGUCUUAUCGAAAAUCAGAGACUGCACGAAAGUAGGUGGAGAAUCAUACGUCCUGCUCAUACUAACAGACGAAAGCGAAAUCGCAAUCAAUCUAUGGAAGGACUGUAUAGGAAAUCCACAAAACUUCAACCGUGCCUCCCUACAUCCACCACCCGCAACAACAGUGGUUGCAGUCACCAACUUAAAAUCAUCCAUCUCAAACGGAGCACUGCAUCACGGCUCAUCACAUGCUACGCAUAUCUAUGUCAACCCCGACAUACCAGAAACAACAUCUCUUAUAAACCUUUAA
Messenger RNA from Lactuca saligna, 690 nucleotides. NCBI's taxonomy places the organism in Eukaryota, Viridiplantae, Streptophyta, Magnoliopsida, Asterales, Asteraceae. The record is from the annotation of a GenBank genome assembly.